AAGGUUUUUUAGUGCCACACUCCAACAAUAAAGACUGGGGCAGUUCUUGUGCUGUGUCUGAGUGCAGCGGUGUGUCAGAGGCAGGGAAGGACCAGCAGCCAUGGAUGACGUAUAUAAAGCAGCGGUUGAGAACUUGACAGAGGAACAAAAAAAUGAGUUCAAGGCUGCGUUUGACAUCUUCAUCCAGGAUGCAGAGGACGGCUGCAUCAGCACCAAAGAGUUGGGAAAGGUGAUGAGGAUGCUGGGACAGAAUCCCACCCCUGAAGAGUUACAGGAGAUGAUUGAUGAGGUGGAUGAGGAUGGGAGUGGCACAGUUGAUUUUGAUGAGUUCUUGGUUAUGAUGGUCCGCUGCAUGAAGGAGGAGAGCAAAGGAAAAUCAGAGGAGGAGUUGGCUGAACUGUUCCGCAUGUUUGACAAGUAGGUUCCUCUUUGUAUUUUCGC
Messenger RNA from Perca fluviatilis (European perch), 441 nucleotides. RefSeq names its product troponin C, slow skeletal and cardiac muscles-like. Gene Ontology annotation, molecular function: calcium ion binding. The record is from RefSeq and is a predicted model, not a curated record. Gene Ontology annotation, cellular component: myosin II complex. The transcript has 4 exons. Bases 101 to 421 code for a protein of 106 amino acids. Lineage: Eukaryota; Metazoa; Chordata; Actinopteri; Perciformes; Percidae.